UCAAAAUCUAGUAUAAAAUUAAGACAAGGAGAGGACGUGGCAGACCUCCUCGUUUUUUUUUCCUCUAGAAGAGCCCUAAACCCAUCCGCAUCCCCCAAUUGGAUAAUUUUUUUGGAGAAAUUAUCAUUUGUUUAAUCCGAUUGAUACGUGAACGAUGGAAACGCCAAUGGUUGCAGGUGCUGCUGUAGCGGCAGCUGCUUUAGCUGGUAGAUACGGUAUACUGGCUUGGCAAGCCUUCAAGGCCAGGCCACCCGCGGCUAGGAUGCGCAGGUUUUAUGAAGGUGGUUUUCAAACUGCCAUGACGCGGCGUGAAGCGGCUCUCAUUCUUGGUGUUAGGGAGAGGGUUGUGGCUGAGAAGGUGAAAGAAGCUCACAGGAGAGUGAUGGUUGCAAACCACCCUGACGCUGGAGGUAGUCACUAUCUCGCUUCCAAGAUCAAUGAAGCCAAAGAUAUUUUGCUUGGCAAAUCCAACAACUCCGGCUCUGCUUUUUGAUUGAUACCAAACCCAAUAUGAAACUCUUUUUCAUUUGAUUAUGUUUCUGAAUUUAAUACCAUUUAUCUUGUUUGUAUCUCAUUAUUAUGUUUCGGAAGCAGAUGCUCAAGAUUUUGAUAUAUAUGAAGAAUCAUUUUUUAUGGGUUCUUU
Brassica rapa (field mustard) is the source of this 643-nucleotide messenger RNA. RefSeq names its product mitochondrial import inner membrane translocase subunit TIM14-3. NCBI's taxonomy places the organism in Eukaryota, Viridiplantae, Streptophyta, Magnoliopsida, Brassicales, Brassicaceae. Gene Ontology annotation, molecular function: ATPase activator activity. Gene Ontology annotation, biological process: protein import into mitochondrial matrix. Gene Ontology annotation, cellular component: PAM complex, Tim23 associated import motor. The record is from RefSeq and is a predicted model, not a curated record.